Moneuplotes crassus is the source of this 1727-nucleotide messenger RNA. Lineage: Eukaryota; Ciliophora; Spirotrichea; Euplotida; Euplotidae. The record is from the annotation of a GenBank genome assembly.
AUGGAGGGGCUACAUACCGAGCUUGAGCCAGGGAAUGAUGUUGAUUUUAUAGUAGGGCAUGAGCAACUACCUCAUAAUCCUGAAGAUCCUCUGCUUUGUACCAAAUAUUUCAGCUAUGACCACACGGGCAGUGAAAAAUCAAUCAGACUGAAUCUAAAGGGCCUAACUCGUGACUCUGAUGGAGCAAUCUUUGUGUCAACAACACAGCAAAAGCCUUCGUAUACAACUUCUAAAUGGAAAGGAACAAAGUAUGGUGCUAAACAUCUUGAGAUUCACACUUGAGAUGGAGACUACAAGCAAGGAAUCUACUACGUUGCUGUCAGUGGCAAUAGGAAAAUGAAGAAUGAGCUCAGGCUAUCCUUAACUCUGAUAGAGCCUAUCGAGAUUACUCAGAUUGACGAAGGAAUAAUUGAAGGAGAGAUUGGGAUAGGAGAGAAUUCCAUCAAGCAUCACUUUUUCCAAGUUAGAAAGAUCGAUAAUCUCAAGCUAGAGAUUCAUAUAUCUCCUGGAUUUCCCAAAUGUGUUGCCUAUUUAUCCAACAAAAAUGCCCAUUUGCCUAUUAGGGAAUGAGACUGGGCAGUUGGGCUUUUUAAGAACGAUGAACUUUCUAAAGACAUAUAUAAGAAUUUUGAAAUUUGAAAUCCUUUCUAUGUAGAUCAUGAUUCCAAGAAAGUGAGGUAUGACCCAACCCUCAGAUCAAUCAGCACCGAAUUUGGUGAUCUUUCUACUUUAGAGCUUGUAAAAAUUAGGCAUCGAUCAACUCUGAAGCUGAAAUUGCUUAACGAAUAUGAAGAGAAAAAGCGAAACGAGGAGGAAGACAAAGAGCAAGAAUACCUCCCUCUAGCUCACAAAUGCAAGCAAUUUGAGGUAUCUGAAGAAACAAUCGACAAAAAUAUGGAUGCUGUUAUAAAAUAACUUGAGGGAAGAUUUGAUCGAAUUAAACCAGAGUGGUGACAACACUCCAAAGUGACCAUAUAUCGUCUGCCUCGAUGUAGAUGCUUUCAAAUUUUCAAAGGGCUUUUGCUACUUAACUUUGGAAAACCUCUCAGGGGAGGAGAUGCCUUACAAGAUUGAAAUCAUAGAGAAACAUGAGUUUGAUAUCUGAGAUAAACACACUCAGAAGUUGAAUCAGAUCCAUAACCAUAUUUUCUCUCAGGUGAAUCCCUCACAAGUUUCACAUAAGGAGCGGGAGAGGCUAAAUUUGAAUUAUUUGAGUCAAUAUACUUACGGAGAAGUGGAAUUCAGACAUUUUUAUCCAGUUCUAAACAUCAUCAAGCCUAAGAAAGGCGAAGUGUUCUGGGACAUUGGCUGUGGAGCAUGCAAGCCAAUGAUCAUAGCAGCCAUGUGCUUCCCUGUCUUGAAAGCAGUCAAAGGAGUUGAGUAUGUAGACGGGGUUUAUGAGCUUGGUAAGCAAAAUAUUGAAAUUUUGCACGAAGAAAUGAGCAAGAAUGAAGGGCUCGAGUAUUGCAAAAAUAUUGAAAUCCAACAUGGUGACUUAUUAAAGACAGAUUGGAGCGAUGCAGAUAUCCUUUAUGUCUCCUCUGUCUGAUUUAGCGAUGAAAUGCUUGAAGGUAUUAAUGAGAUGUCCAAUGAUUGUAAAAUCGGAUCCAGAAUGAUAACCUUGAAAUUACUCCCUGAAAAUCCGAACUGGACAAAGCUAAGAACAUUCAGAGCGAAGAUGUCAUGGGGACCUUCAGAAGUGUACAUAUUCCAAAAAACCACUUAGU